AUGAAAUUCUUCCUUUCUUUCUUCGACAUUUUUUUUAUUUCUGUCUCUCUAUCUCUUCGACUUUGUUCAAAUAUUCUUUUCAUAUUUCACAUUUCAUAUUUAAAGAUUAAUCAAUCCCAACCCUUUCUUUCUUUUUCUUUCUUUCUUUCUUUCUUUCUUUCUUUCUUUCUGAAUCACUUAUGCUUUCUUUUUCCUCAUCAUUUUAUUUCACAUAUUUCGUCGACCUUUUAUAUUUUCUUUCAUUCUUUUUCCUUUUUUUCCCAACGUCUUCGUUUAUUGCUCGUUUCCUCUCAUGUUUUAUAUUUUAAUUUCCGUUCUCUUCAUUUCUCUUUCUGUCAUUAUUUUUAUUCUCGUCUUCCUUUCUCUUCUUGGAUUAUGUAUUCCAUCUAUCUAUCUAUCUAUCUAUCUAUCUAUCUAUCUAUCUAUCUAUCUGACCUUCGCCUCUCUAUACAUACCUAUAGUAGUAUUCACAAAUUUUCUGUCUCUCUCUCUCUCUCUCUCUCUCUCUCUCUCUCUCUCUCUCUCUCUCUUCUUUUCUUUUUUUAUGUUCACCUCUUUUCCUUCUCUUCCUUCCACUACCGGUACAACUAUAAUUCGGGAUAUGUUUUUGAGACGAAACAAUGA
Molecule: messenger RNA, 624 nt
Organism: Acanthosepion pharaonis
Lineage: Eukaryota; Metazoa; Mollusca; Cephalopoda; Sepiida; Sepiidae
Source: the annotation of a GenBank genome assembly